CUUAAAAAAUAUUUGAAUACUUUUACUCAAGUAUUUUACAAGACUGGCCGUAGUACAUGGUUUAGGAUUCUUUAUAGAGAAAACAACUUAACAUAAAAAUAAUUUUGGUAAAUGAUUUUUUUUUAGAUUUUUAGCAACCGGUGAUUCUUACCAAACAAUUUCCUUCAGUUUCUUAUUAGGUCAUUCUACUGUUCAAUCUAUUGUAUUAGAAGUUUGUGAAGCUAUUAUUUCAAAUAUGAAAGAAGAGACUAUGCCCACCCCUAAAAAAGAAGAUUGGGAACGAAUAGCCAAUGAAUUUUGGGAAAUAUGGAAUUUCCCGAAUUGCAUUGGCGCACUGGAUGGCAAGCACGUGGUAAUUGAAGCACCCCCUAAUAGAGGAACAUUGUACUUCAACUAUAAAAAAACAUUUUCCAUUGUAUUACUUGCACUAGUAGAUGCCCAGUAUAAUUUCAUUGCUGUGGAUAUUGGAGCCUAUGGGAAAAACAGCGAUGGUGGUAUUUUGUCACAUUCGAAUAUGGGAAAAGCUCUUGAAAAAAACAAAAUGAAUAUACCAAGUGAUCGUGAACUUCCUGGGACAAAUGAGAAACUUCCGUAUGUUAUUAUAGGUGAUGAGGCAUUCCCACUAAAAAAUUAUUUAUUAAGAAAUUACCCAAGUCGCCAAAUAUACGAAGACGAGCAAAAAAAAGUAUUCAACGAACGGCUUUCAAGGGCGAGAAAAGUUGUUGAAGAUGCUUUUGGACAAAUUACUGCUAAGUUCCGUAUUUACUGUAGACGUCUUAAAGCGUUACCUCAAAACGCAGAUAAAAUUGUUAUGACUACUUGCAUUCUUCAUAACUUUAUAAAAAAAGAUGGACCAGAAACUCAAAAUCAUGAACUGCCAUUAAAUUCGACAAGUUUACCUAGUCACAUAAGGUCAUUCCCUCGACAAGGAGGCAGUGCACAAAAACGCGCAUUCGAAUACCGAGAUAAAUAUAAAACAUUUUUUUGUUCUCCAAAUGGACAAAUUCAUUGGAAAUAAUUUUUUUAUAAAUUUAUACUGUAAUUUUAUUGUUUUGUUUCAUAAAUUACGUAAUUAUAUUAUUUAACAUUAGUUAGUUUAAGAAUUUAUUCUUUGUAAUAUUAUGAGUGAAAAACUUAAUAUUAUAUGAUUAUUCAUCAAUACCUAAAUAGUUGUGUUAUUAUUAUAUUAAAUUAUG
Molecule: messenger RNA, 1196 nt
Organism: Aphis gossypii (cotton aphid)
Lineage: Eukaryota; Metazoa; Arthropoda; Insecta; Hemiptera; Aphididae
Exons: 1
Coding region: 236-1018 (260 amino acids)
Source: RefSeq, a predicted model, not a curated record